Messenger RNA from Mangifera indica (mango), 1534 nucleotides. Its product is annotated as NAC transcription factor 47-like. The record is from RefSeq and is a predicted model, not a curated record. Gene Ontology annotation, molecular function: DNA binding. Gene Ontology annotation, biological process: regulation of DNA-templated transcription. Bases 166 to 1242 code for a protein of 358 amino acids. The transcript is spliced from 3 exons. Lineage: Eukaryota; Viridiplantae; Streptophyta; Magnoliopsida; Sapindales; Anacardiaceae.
UUUUACUACAUGACAAAUUCCCACGUUCAUAUAACCCCCCUCCAUCCCCCAAUCGCAAAAUUUCAAUCCUUUGCCUUCUUUUUCUUUCAAUUCCCUUUGUUUAAUUGCCCCAUCUUUCUUUGUUUAUUCUUCUUAGACUUAUAGGUGUCUUGUGCUUUUGUUGAUAUGGUUUACAUAAAGAACCACCCUCAAUCAACCUUGCCUCCAGGGUUUAGGUUCCACCCAACUGAUGAAGAGCUUAUUCUUCAUUACCUUAAGAAGAAGGUGGCUUCUAUACCGUUCUCUGUUUCCAUCAUUGCUGAUGUUGAUAUUUACAAGUUUGAUCCUUGGGACUUACCAGCUAAAGCUGCCUUUGGGGAGAAAGAGUGGUACUUUUUCAGUCCUCGAGAUCGAAAGUACCCAAAUGGAGCUAGGCCGAACAGAGCCGCUGCAUCCGGGUAUUGGAAGGCGACAGGCACAGAUAAGAUCAUUCUGACCUCAGCACCGGCACUCGGAGGAAGAGCACAAGAAAACAUUGGUGUGAAGAAGGCUCUUGUGUUUUACCAGGGAAGGCCUCCUAAGGGAGUCAAGACUAAUUGGAUCAUGCAUGAAUAUCGCCUUGCAGAUAGCCCCAACAGUCUGAAUUACAACAAACCAAUGAAGUCUAGAGACUAUUCCAUGAGGUUAGAUGAUUGGGUUCUUUGCCGGAUCUAUCAAAAGUCCCAGCCGUCUUCACCAACAUCAAAUGCAGCAGCAAGUGAUCAAGAAGAAGAGCAAUGUAUCCAAGACACCCUUUUACCAUUCCUCACAAGUCCUCCAAACCACAGCACUUUGAGGUCUCAGAAGUCUUCCUCAUUCUCCAACUUAUUCGAUGCCUUGGAUAUGGAUUACUCAAUGCUGAGCAGUCUUCUAGCCGAGAAUCAAAUGAAUCAAACAGGACUUGAAUCCAAUCCUCUGUUCACUUCCGGGGUUCUCGACCAGCCUGUUUUCUACAAUGGAACCAGUAGUAGCGGCAAUAACAGCAGCUACUUUCUUGAAAAGCCGCCUCCAUUGAAUUCCUCAGCCCCAAACCUGGAGAGCAAGCUGAAGCGCCCCCAUUCAAACAUGGAUGAUACCAUGUUGCAGCACCCAUCAAAGAAGUUCAUCAAUUCGUGCAGUUUCACUAAAACAACUGAUCAAACUGAUCCUCAGUACAACUUCCUGCACCAGCCAUUCUUGAAUCAGCAAUUACUUCUGAGCCCACAUCUUCAGUUUCAAGGAUGAGUGAAAACAAAAAAGAGAAUAUCAUCUAAAAGUAAAGAAGAUUAGAACAACCAAAUGCUGAGCCAGCCAAAUCCUGGGUAAAGAUGUGUAUAGAUUUAUGUGUGAUUUUUUCUUCCUUUUUUUUAAUUUUGUGUUGGAAAAUGACAAAGCUCGAUUAGAAACAUUGAACUUCUUGUAUGGUAUCGAAAGAAGAUACCAUUAUAAAGUCAAAAAGUUGGUUGUAAAAAAAUUCACCAAAGGACUUGAUAAGGAAUCUUAUAUUAAGAAAUUGGGAUAUCAGAAUUCAGUUUCA